Molecule: messenger RNA, 918 nt
Organism: Psilocybe cubensis
Lineage: Eukaryota; Fungi; Basidiomycota; Agaricomycetes; Agaricales; Agrocybaceae
Exons: 7
Coding region: 1-918 (305 amino acids)
Biological process (GO): adenylate cyclase-modulating G protein-coupled receptor signaling pathway
Cellular component (GO): heterotrimeric G-protein complex
Molecular function (GO): GTPase activity; guanyl nucleotide binding; G-protein beta/gamma-subunit complex binding
Source: RefSeq, a predicted model, not a curated record
AUGGCUGCCUCAAUAGCGCUCCAACGAAGGAACUCUUUGGCUUCCCAACGCAGUAGCCGCCGCUUUUCUUCUGAUACCAAUUCCUUAUUUGUCUCGACAGAGGAGGCUACGUUGAUAAGUGAUAGGAUCGACGAAGAAAUCAAGCGAGAGGCCGCUCGGUUAAAGGAAGCCAAGAGGAGAGAGAUAAAAGGGAAAUCCACUUUGCAGAAACAGUUUCAGCUGUUCUAUGCUUCCAAAACUCUAGACGCUGAGCGUCACUCAUGGACACCGGUGGUUUACUUCAACAUCAUCAAAGCCAUACGCAUGAUCUUCGCCGAAUUAGACCAUGAGAUUUUGAAUUAUACUCCCAACGAACCUAUGGCCUCCAAUGCUGUAAGGCAGGAGCUCAAUGGCCUUCGAGUGAAACUAUUACCACUACUGUCACUGGAAAAUACGCUUGCCUCGGAGCUCAGCGGUGGCGUGGCUGUCGCUGGUGGUCGUACAGGUGCUUAUGUGCGACUAGGAUGGCAGAACCUCAUCGCCUCGACAUUGGCAACCUCUUCAGAUACAAAGAGAUCCCGAAUCGAGAAUAGAACUCGUGAGACCACUUUACUUGUUGCGCGGACUCUGGCUGUUGCCGUAGACGACGUUGAGGCGCUUUGGAUGCAUGAAAGUAUCAAAUUCUAUAUUCAGAAACGAAAGAUUCGCCUGGAUGACUCGGCAUCCUAUUUCUUGGGACACAUCCAACGAAUUGCGGAACCCGAGUAUACUCCUUCCAACGACGACAUCCUUAAUGUUCGGCUACAGACCUUGGGGAUUAUGGAGCAUUCCAUUCCUAUUUACACUGGUGGAAGAACAUACGACUGGAAACUUUACGAUGUCGGAGGUGCUCGCGGACAGCGGCCUAUGUGGAUACCUUAUUUCGAUGAUGGUACGUAG